AUGCCAGACGCGUUUGAAGUUGCGUAUCCCCUCUCGCCAUCCUUGACUCCCCAAGAGAUUCGAGCUCGGGCUAACUCUUCGUCUUCCAAGCGGAAACCAGUUGUAGCAUUCCUAGCUGGUGAUGAGACAGUGGAAAUUCCCGACAAGUCGAUUGCUGGCGUUGACAAGCCAUUGUCUAGGAGCGAACUCGAAUUGGAUUGUUAUGCGGAGACGAUAACUAUGAUGCAUAAUACAUGGCUUGAUAGGAGACAGUUGGAACACAGUUUAGAUCGUUCCAAGCGUACAGAGUUGUAUGAAUCAGCUGUUUGGUGGAGGUGCGGUCGCGGGGGAAGUUGUGGACGCCGCGGCCGCACCAACCUCGAUUCCGAUAUGAAUGGCGUCAGUGUACGUGGAUUCUUCGCAGCUUGA
Molecule: messenger RNA, 408 nt
Organism: Leptosia nina
Lineage: Eukaryota; Metazoa; Arthropoda; Insecta; Lepidoptera; Pieridae
Source: the annotation of a GenBank genome assembly